UAGUGCUAUUAGAAUAAAGUAAAACGGCAGCCCAAUGAUUCCCCUACUGUCUCUCUUUUACAUUGUUGCUGUCAAGGUCUUCAAAAAAACCGCCCCUAAUGGUAAAAUUACUGUUUACCUCGGCAAACGUGACUUUGGAGAUCAUGGAAGCUACUGUGAACCGGUUGAAGGCGUUCUUUUAGUGGACAAUGAGUAUCUCAAGGGAAGAAAGGUUUUUGGACAAGUGACCACCACCUUCAGGUAUGGACGAGAAGAGGACGAAGUUAUGGGUCUCCACUUCAGCCGACAACUUUACUUAGCCCUAGAACAAGUUUUCCCUACGAAAAAAAAUGAAGCACCUUCCGAUUUCCAAAAUCGUCUAGUACGUAAGUUGGGAACGUUAGCUCACCCAUUUACUUUUGCUCUGCCAGAAAAUGCCCCGCCCUCUGUUACUCUUCAACCAGGAUCCGAGGAUCAAGGACGACCUCUCGGUGUGGAAUACGAAUUGAAGUUAUUUAUUGCCGAAACUGAAGACGAAAAGCCUCACAAACGUAAUUCCGUUUCCAUGGCUAUUCGUAAACUUCAGUAUGCUAAACCAAGUCCUUUAGCUAAACAGCCUAGCGCUCUGGUCAGUAAAGGUUUUAUGAUGAGCUCUGGCAAAUUGCAGUUGGAAGUGACCCUCGACAAAGAACUUUAUUUUCACGGAGAUAAGGUGAGUGCUAACGUUACUAUUUCUAACUACUCCAAGAAAACAGUAAAGAACAUUAAAGUUGCUGUGGUCCAGAACACAGAGGUCACCAUGGUUAACGGCCACUUUCAUAAGACCAUAAGCAGUAUCGAAUCUAAGGAAGGAUGCCCAAUAACACCAGGAGCAACAUUGUCCAAAGUGUAUACUCUACUGCCUCUGGCUUCCCAGAAUAAAGACAAACGAGGAAUUGCUCUUGAUGGAAUGCUCAAAGAAGGAGACACUAACUUGGCCUCUUCCACUCUUAACUCUACUGGAGAUGCUAUAGGCAUUGUCAUAUCGUAUGUCAUAAGAGUUCGUCUCUACAUGGGUGCCAUCGGAGGAGAGCUUGUUGCCGAUGUUUCCUUCAAACUAGCCAACCCUGAGCCUGUCCCUGUGGUCCCUGGUAGCCAAGAAAGUAAAGCACAGCAGGAAAAAGCAAGAAUGAAGAAGCAAUUGAGCAGGGAAAUGAGUACUGACUUGAUUGUUGAAGAUUUUGCCAGAAGACGUCAGUUCAGUGAAGAUAACGAAUGAUGAUACUUUACAUUAACUAAUUAUUUACUUCUUUUCUCAUAACAUAUAUAUAUUAUAUGGAGAGAAAUAGAUUUUCUUCCUUCAAUUACUGUAGGUAAAUUGAAAAGUUAAUACUCUAAUCUUUCUUUUAGUUAAGGAUGAAAUGUUGUAAUAUUUACUAACAAGAUGACUAUUAACGUAUAAUUCAUUGCAUGAUUAAGAAUAGUUGAUAAAUUAAUCAAUUUAGACUUAGGAGAUGUUAUAAGUUUAAAUUUUAACUAGCGUAAAACUUUUGAAAGAUUUUAUAUUUUCUUGAAUUUCACUGAAUGAUAACAUUUAUUUAAAUACGGAUAUUAGAAAAAAUCAAUAACUUCAGAGAUAUGAAAGGAUUGUAAAUGUUAUUUAUAUUCAUAUAAGAAAAAUAAAGGAGAAUUGAUGUCC
Molecule: messenger RNA, 1657 nt
Organism: Limulus polyphemus (Atlantic horseshoe crab)
Lineage: Eukaryota; Metazoa; Arthropoda; Merostomata; Xiphosura; Limulidae
Product: arrestin, lateral eye
Biological process (GO): G protein-coupled receptor internalization; signal transduction
Cellular component (GO): cytoplasm
Molecular function (GO): G protein-coupled receptor binding
Source: RefSeq, marked provisional